This is a messenger RNA of Chelonia mydas (Green sea turtle), 944 nucleotides long. RefSeq names its product tRNA methyltransferase 2 homolog B (gene TRMT2B). Gene Ontology annotation, biological process: RNA processing. Gene Ontology annotation, molecular function: RNA methyltransferase activity. The record is from RefSeq and is a predicted model, not a curated record. Lineage: Eukaryota; Metazoa; Chordata; Testudines; Cheloniidae.
AUGGCUCUCUCCUGCUCACUGAGACUGAUACACCUGCGCACUUGCUGGCCGCUGAGUCUGAAACAGGCGUCUUUGAGCACUGCACCAGAUGAGCACUGCAGACAGGUGGCUGGGAGGAACAGGACGAGGAAAAGGUGGAUGAAGGAGAAAAAGCCUAGACAGGGCUGCAGCUUGCCAGGCCUGGAGUCCUCCUGGAAAGAGAGCAUCAUGACUGGAAGUUCCCACCAGUAAUCCCUCUAUCAGCUCCUCUAUGGAGAACGAUACAUCUUUGAGGAAGUCCUGGGCUUGACGUUUCGCAUCUCUCCAGAUGCCUUUUUCCAAAUCAACACAGCUGGGGCAGAAGUUCUGUACCAGACAGUUGGGAAGUUAAGCUGGGCUGAUAAGAACACUGUCCUUCUUGAUGUCUGCUGUGGAACAGGUGCCUUUGGUCUCUCUCUGGCUUGCCAAGCACCUAAGGUUGUUGGUGUCGAGGUGGUGGAGCAGGCUGUAGAGGAUGCCAAAUGGAAUGCAACAUUCAAUGGGGUCUCAAACUGUGAGUUUCACAGUGGGAAGGCGGAGACGGUGUUGCUGCAGUUCCUGAUGUUGCGAGAGGAUGACCAACUCCUUGUUGCAGUGGUGAACCCAUCCCGGGCUGGACUCUAUUAUCGUGUGGUGCAGGCCAUUCAAAACUGCGAGGCCAUCCGUACGUUGAUCUAUGUUUCCUGCAAGCCUGAAAGAGAAGCCAUGAGGAACUUCCUUGAGUUUUGCUGCCCACCAGACCCUGGGAAGAAGCUUGUGAGAGAGCCAUCUGCCCCUCUAUUGGCUGUCCCAGUUGACAUGUUUCCCCAAACAAUGCACUGUGAGCUGGUGAUCCUCUUCACCCGCUGAGGGGCCGUCCUGGUUUAUGUGUUUUCCUACAAAACAGGACUUCAUACCUUUUAAAAGUUGAGGGUGAGGAAGAACUA